Molecule: messenger RNA, 1576 nt
Organism: Brassica rapa (field mustard)
Lineage: Eukaryota; Viridiplantae; Streptophyta; Magnoliopsida; Brassicales; Brassicaceae
Product: B3 domain-containing protein At5g25470
Molecular function (GO): DNA binding
Source: RefSeq, a predicted model, not a curated record
UUUAACGAUUGAUUUCAGUUUUUUGGUACAUGAAAUAUAAGAUUUGUUCGAUUAUUUAUGAAAUUCAGUUUAAUUUAGGUUUCAUCUUUUUUCCAGUUUGCUACAGUUUAGUUUGUAGUUUCGGAUAAAUGUACACAAACCUAUACACUAUAUAUAUUAUGUAGAAAUUUAUUUUAAAAAAAUAUAUUUAAUUUUAAAAACGAAUCAGCGCUUUCCAAAAGCGGAUCAAAAUUAGUUUGUAUAAACAAAGACAGAUGAGCUAAGUUUUGUUGACAAUUGUGCGUAGGUUUUCUUUUUCAAUUUAUCAAUUCUGACUUAUUUAGGCCCACUUAUAUAGAGGGCCUUUUCCGGCCCAGUAACGUUUUCCGUACUAGUCAAAGUCAAAACUCUUUCAAAAGUGAGAGUACAAAUUGGCAUGUUUUAUUGGUGCGUUUCUCUAUCCUCCAGGCAGAGAGAGAGAGAGACCUGAAACGGAGACUAGAGAGAAUUAGCAAGCAAGGCGCAGCGAAGGGAAACGAUUCUUCUACUGUGACGGGAAACCAAAAAAAUGUCGGGCAAGAGUGUUUAUAAUUUGCUUCAGGAUAAUGUGAGCAAGCCUCGCUUCUGCAAGUCUUUGUCUUCGGGAGAAACUUGGAGUUCUAAAUCCGUGAGGAUUAUCCCGGAAGAGUUCGUGAGAAGCGCGCCUGGAGCUUUUGAGCACAGAGUGGUGUUCAGUGUUCGUUGGGGCAAUUCCUGGCAGCUCUGGCUCCAGAGAGACAAGAACGGUCUGUUUAUGGAAGAAGAGGACUGGGAUGAGUUUGUGAGUGAUAACUUCUUAGGACCAAAUGAUGUCUUGCUCUUCACACACGCAGACACUAUGUUCAUUGAAGUGCAAAUCUAUAAACAAGCUUCGUACCACUUGAAAGAGAUCACUUCAGCACCUCUCCAAGCUGAUCCUCAAGCUGAAGUGGUUACCCCCAUGCCCCAGACUUCUCCACCUGCCCCUGCCCCUGCAUCUACAAGUGGAGCGAGACAGGCCGGUGCUCAUGUCAACAAUCCUGAGCAGUACCUCUCAAAUCCGAGUAACCCUUUCUUUGUGAAGACGCUGGGUAAAAAGAUCGAUGUUCUGUAUGUGAGCCAUCUGGUGACUGAGAAGUAUGGCUUGCAGUUUGGUCCCCACAAUUCCACCAUGUUUUACCUCCUUCCCAACGAAAAAAUCGAGGCUAACACUAAGAUCUACGGAGGGUGUGCUUGUUUCAAUGGCUGGGCUGCUAUAUGUCGAAAGUACAAGCUCAAGCAAGGAGACGCUGUUGUUUGUGAGCUUGAGCGCUCAGGAGCUGUGGUCACGGCUGUCAGAUUGCAUUUCCCCAACGAAUAAAGAGAUUUGAGUCUUCUCCAAUCUCCUUCCUAUGAGUUAUAGCGUAGUGGUAAGUUUCUCAUAAAGUGUAAUGCUAUGUGCUACCCUUUAUGUUGGGAUAAGUAUCUCUUAAUGGUGUAUUUGAGAAGUCAUCUAAGAGUAACACAAUCAACUUGUUGUUGCUGACUUUUAUUCUUGUAAGUUUGUAGCUAUAAAUGGCAACCUUCAUGUGCCUUCUCA